GUGACGGCCUUGGUUGGCAACGCAGUGACGCUUUUCGUUUCCAAGCACAAGGAGACGGCCAAACGCUUGCAUCAAGGAGGUUAAAAGAUACCGGUUUGCUUGAUAGAAACUACGCUUUAAACACAUAAACCUCGGAAUAGAAUACGUUUCGCGCAGCAAUAAUUGCUGUAUAUAAAUGUUUUGAUUAUUUUUAUAUAUUGCUAUAAAAGGGCUAGUUAGCUGUCUAGCUAGCUAACAUUAGCUAUCCAACGCCCGAGAACUGUUACCGAAAUGGCUGAGUUUGGCUUCAAUGAGCACCAUCAGAAUGAAGUGGUCAACUAUAUGCGGUUUGCACGCUCUAAGAGGGCCCUGAGGCUCAAGACGAUUGACUCCUGCUUCCAGGACCUCAAAGACAGCAGGCUGACGGAGGAGACCUUCACGGCGGACGAGGUGGCGGAGAUGCUGGAGGGCCUGCGGGCGGUGGUCCGGGGCGAGGUGGAGACGGAGCUCAUCAACGCGGCCCACACCAACGUGCUGCUGCUGCGGCAGCUCUUCUCCCAGGCCGAGAAGUUCUACCUCAAGCUGCAGACGGACGUCUCCGAGCUGGAGAACAGGGACCUGUUGGAGCAGGUGGCGGAGUUUGAGAAAGCCGAAUUUAAAAGCACCAACAAAAAGACAGCUCAGGAGUCCAGCAAACCUAAACUGGCCCCUUUGAAUGAAGGCGGGGUGUCAGAGCUGCUCAACAAGGAGAUCGGUCGUUUGCAGGAGGAGAACGACAAGCUGAAGUCCAGGCUUCGGAUGUUGGAGUCGCAGGCUACAAGUGCGUUGGAUGAGAAGUGGAAGGUGGAGCAGACCCUGAGGGACCUACAGAGGGUCCAGGGGGACCAACAGCGGUCGCUGCGGUCCCAGGAGAUCGACGGGCUGGAGGAGACGGUGGCCGCGCUGAGGGCCCAGUUCCAGGACACGCUGGGCGCCAGCACCGCCACGCAGGAGGACCUGCAGCACAACCUGGUCGCCGCCAAGCACGACCUGCUGCGCGUGCAGGAGCAGCUGGCCCAGGCCGAGAAGGAGCUGGAGAAGAAGUUCCAGCAGACUGCUGCCUAUCGCAACAUGAAGGAAAUCUUGACCAAGAAGAAUGAGCAAAUCAAGGAGAUUAGAAAGCGUUUGCAGAAGUAUGAGCCGGAUGAGUGAUCAAACUGAGAACACGCUCUGGUGGGAUAACAUGGAGAAGGCAACGAGAGGGAACGAGAUAUGCUGCAGCACCUGAAGCACGAGCUCUCCCACAACCUUGCUUUCUACUUCAGUCAAGCACAUGAUCUUUGGACGGAGGAAGACGUUGGAAAACGUGAACUGAGAAAUGUUGCGUAACAGUAAACAUUGGUCACCCUGUCAAGAAAUUCCCCAUCUGCUGAUGUUGUCGACUUAUUAUUAGACCUGAGUAGGAAGUGUAAACACACAAGAGUAGAAAGGCUGUUUGUCAGUGGUUAGUCUGACCUGGACUGCAAGGAGGACUUUUACAGUCACAGAUCCUAUAGUUGCUGGACGAACCGAAUAUUGAAUAUUUCUUUUUUUGCUCUGUAGUUUAAGUUCUGUCACAUUCCAGUUGGGAAAAGCUCUGCAUUUGUUUUCUCAAAACGAGGCAAUGCUUCCUUUUCCCUUAUUGAUAAUGUAUAUAUUUUGUACAUCUCUGUGCACAGGGAGCGAUUCGCUGAUAAAUGAGGGACGUUGUUUUUUUACGAUCUUUUUCCCAUUUAAAUUGUCUGAACGACUUUAAGAGUCAUGGUGACACUGCAGUUUCGGUGUGACAAAGUGUGUGUGCUGUCAUUGGCCGCCUGCAAAAAUAAACGCAGCGACAAUUA
Messenger RNA from Anguilla rostrata (American eel), 1838 nucleotides. Its product is annotated as leucine zipper transcription factor-like protein 1. Gene Ontology annotation, cellular component: cytoplasm. The transcript has 10 exons. The record is from RefSeq and is a predicted model, not a curated record. The coding region runs from base 271 to 1170 and encodes 299 amino acids. Gene Ontology annotation, biological process: negative regulation of protein localization to cilium. Lineage: Eukaryota; Metazoa; Chordata; Actinopteri; Anguilliformes; Anguillidae.